GCAUUUACGCAUCAGUUAGUUGUCCGUGUAGGUGUCCACACAGCAGCUACCUCCUUUUUCGUAAAUAGAACCAUGUUGCAGUUGGAUUUUAUAUAGAAAAAAUAAUCUGUUUCUGUAUAAUCCAUAGCAUAAUCCACUUCCAAGCACCAUCCAAGUGAAGCAUACACCAGUGGAGUGUAUGCAAGUGUGUGGCGCAAGUGCAGUGAAGUUUCCGUCAUGGGAGCGCAUGGAUGGAGCGCGACGCGUCUCGGGUUCAUCGUUUGUGGAUAUCUUGCGCUUUUCUGCGCGGAAAUUGUCGAAGCGGGCUGCGGGGAGAGGGAGAGGGAGAGGGAGAACUGCUGCACCGGCCGGAAUAACGAGUGCUUUGAGUACAGCGAGAGAAAGACAGUGUGCUACUGUGACACCUACUGUCAGAAAACCAGAGACUGCUGCGAGGACUAUCAGCGUGUGUGCCAAAUAUCUGCAGCCAUUGACUGUGUGGUUGGAUCCUGGGGCCCUUGGUCGUCCUGUUCAGCUCCAUGUGGAGUUGGCAGCAAAGAAAGGAGUCGUCAAGUGUCUGUUCCCCCAAGAAACGGCGGCACACCCUGUCUAGACCUGAAACAGCGGCGAGGAUGCUUUGGAAACAAUGUCAUAUGCAGCACUGCGAAAGAGGUGGCAAAGAUCCUACCUGAUUCUUUCAAGAGGAACUUCAAAGACCCCUGGAGACGACCACACAUGCUGAUGAAGGAGGAGAAGGCCAGUUACUGUGUGUACCUGCGGCUGAAACAGGCCAGUGCAGCAUGCAAACUCAAACUGUGGAGUGCUCAGCUGGUCAGAGAGAGGCUGAUCUGUGCUGAAUGUCAAGGUGACGCCAUGUCAAAGUCAGACCGCUGUGGAGGUGAAGGCCUGGAAGGCACCAGAACGUUCUGGACGGCAGCUUCAGUCCCAGGCUGUCAUGGUUCCUGGGUACGAGAGUCGUCUUCAGAGAGCUGCCACUGUCCUCCCUACUCUUUGCUCUUUGUGUGAGCAGACAUGCAAACCUUAGACAGCCAUAUGGAGGGACGACACUGUCCCUCACUGUCUCCUGUUCAUUGUGGAGAGACCUGCCAGCAAAGCCAGAUCCAUCCGAUCCAGAUUUCUCUCUGAUAACUUCAGGAGAUCAGCAGCAUCCUGCCACUUUCCUUUCACCUCAUACUCUGUACUGUAUGAACAGUUUUUAAGCACACAGAUCGUCUUGUAUUUAACUUCAAAUUUUACAACCACAUUAUGUACUUUUUCUCCUAUUAAAGCACAGCAACAUAUCUAUCUAUAUACCUCUUUACCUCUCAAUCUUUGCUAUCUACCUCCACCAAUGCAAAUGCAUUUGUUAAGGCAUAAUGUAUAAAUAUAUUGUUUUGCUUUAUACAUUUUCUACUUUUAAUUGUUUAUGUGGAAUGUACAUGUGUCUAUAAAGCUAAUAAGCGUGUUGUAUCCACCAGCUAAACAGUUUUAAGCCUCAGUCCUGAAUCACCUGCAGGCCAGCGAUGCUGAAAACGUCAUCAUCUUAAUUGCAUCUCCCUGCUGCUAAUUAUUGGGUCGAUAUAUCAGUGUUGUGUACCUCUGGCAGUUUGCUUUCUUUUACGAUGUCUUUUCAGAUACGAUUUUUUUUUUUUUGCAUAAUUUAAAGUGACUCAUAGCUGAAAUCAGUCCCAUCUGUUUAAAACUAUUAUUGUUGGGGGGGAGAAUAACGAGCCAUUGAAGAGAACUUCUCUGUGGUUGUGUCUGCCCUCUGUGUUCUUGGAGGAAUCGCUUCAUUAACUAUGUUUUCUCUGACUCCCUGUGGCUCUUUUCAGAAAUCAUAUCAAAUUCAUGAGGGAGUGCAUUUCAACAGAGCGUCAUCCAACUGAACAACAGUCACAUACAGCUGUGUUACUCCCUUUAUUAAUUAAAGUUUCCCCCCUGCACACAUCACAGCUCCUCUUUUUCUCGCCAGCUCUUGUUGUCUCUACUCGACUUGAUGUUUUCCUUCACGUUACCUGUACAUUUACACACAUUCCCACAUACUGCCGGUUCAAGACGAGGACUAUUAUGUAGUGCCAGCAAAAAAAAAAGCUUUACUCAUAGUGGAAAGCAGUGACUUUCUCUCCCAUGUCUGUAUUUGUGUGUUUAUUUAUUUUAAAUCAGCGAUGAUUUCAUUAGUGCAGCACAACAUAAUCUGUACACUGUCCAUUAGUGCAAAUAAACGUCUAUACUGUAAA
Molecule: messenger RNA, 2216 nt
Organism: Solea solea (common sole)
Lineage: Eukaryota; Metazoa; Chordata; Actinopteri; Pleuronectiformes; Soleidae
Product: somatomedin-B and thrombospondin type-1 domain-containing protein
Exons: 5
Coding region: 217-1005 (262 amino acids)
Source: RefSeq, a predicted model, not a curated record